ACCUUGUGACAACAACAAUUCGUCCACAGAGCGAGCUUCACUUUUCGGAUCCUUUUCUUCCUGUCAUUCUCGCUCAAUCUUUGAUCAAUGUACUACAGCGCAGAGCCUAAAUAUCGCAUACCCCAUCUCUUUCAGAAACUCUUUUGAUUGCGAAACAAAUACAACUGGAAGAGCUCGCCCGCUCGGAUUUCUCGUCUUGAUUUCUACGAACACUUUUAUACUCUGUUUUUUUUAUACUUUGAACUUAUUCUCACUGGUGACCAUGGCCGUACCGGCUGCUUUGAUCCCCCCAACCCCGUUGGUUCAUCCACCUCCGAUCCCAACUUCUACCGCUACAACCUCCUCGCCCUCGACCGCCUCGUCUCCGUCUCCGUCAAUAGCACCUUCUGGGCAGAGCCUGUUCCGAUCGGAGCUGAUUACCACCAGCAGUCCGGGAAUCCCAGCCGGCACGCUUCCCAGCAAACCCGUGUACUCGACUCCGUCUCCGGUCGAAAACACACCGCAGAAUAAUGAGUGUAAAAUGGUAGAAUUGCGGGGCGCUAAGGUCGCCUCGUUCACCGUGGACGGCUGCGAGCUCAUCUGUCUUCCCCAGGCAUUCGACCUCUUUCUGAAGCACUUGGUCGGCGGACUGCACACCGUGUACACCAAGCUGAAGAGACUGGAGAUCACGCCGGUGGUGUGCAAUGUGGAGCAGGUCCGUAUCCUGCGAGGGCUCGGCGCCAUCCAGCCGGGAGUCAACCGAUGCAAACUCAUCUCGCGGAAGGACUUCGAGACUCUGUAUAAUGACUGCACCAAUGCAAGUUCUCGACCUGGACGGCCUCCGAAGAGGACACAGAGCGUCACGUCUCCGGAGAACCCCCACAUCAUGCCCCACACCGUGCCCGGCCUCAUGUCACCUGGAAUCAUUCCACCCACAGGCCUCACUGCUGCGGCCGCCGCAGCUGCAGCCGCCACCAACGCGGCGAUCGCCGAGGCGAUGAAGGUGAAGAAGAUCAAGCUGGAGGUGAUGAGCAGCUACCACAGCGGCAGCAACCAGCAUGGCGCUGACUCGGAGAACGGAGACCUCAACUCCAGCGUGGGUUUGGAACUUCCUUUCAUGAUGAUGCCCCACCCACUGAUUCCCGUCAGCCUACCUCCUGCCUCGGUCUCCAUGGCGAUGAGUCAGAUGAACCACCUCAGCACCAUAGCCAACAUGGCCGCCGCCGCUCAGGUCCAGAUCGCGCCAUCCCGAAUGGUGACCUCCGUUAUCAAGGAACGCGUCCCUGACAGCCCCUCCCCCGCCCCCUCCAUGGAAGACGGGCGGAGACCGGGCAGCCACGCCUCGUCCCACAGGAGCAGCAGCGUGUCCAGCUCCCCCGCGCACACAGAGAGCUCCUCGGACAGAAUCCGGCUUCUCCUGAUGUGCACGGCUCCCCUGCGUGAAGCUGUGCACCAGAACGGGCUGUCCAUGAGCCAGGCCCUGCUGGGCCUGUCCCCCAGCAUCCUGCCCGGGCCCAAGGAGGGGGACCUGGCCUGCCACGACCUGGGCCACGACGCCAAGAGGAUACACCUGGAAAAAGAUGACACGCCGAUGUGUACGCCCACGGCCAGAGACAGCUACGAGAGACUCGCCCUGUCGGGCCAGACGCUGCCUCCUGGGUUUCCCUCCCCCUUCCUGUUCCCCGAUGGGCUGUCCUCCAUAGAGACGCUCCUCACCAACAUACAGGGCCUCUUGAAGGUUGCCAUCGACAACGCACGGGCCCAGGAGAAGCAGGUUCAGCUGGAGAAGACGGAGCUGAAGAUGGAGCUCUUCAGAGAGCGGGAGCUCAGGGAGACUCUGGAGAAACAGCUGGCCAUGGAGCAGAAGAACAGAGCAAUAAUUCAGAAGCGGUUGAAAAAGGAGAAGAAGGCCAAGAAGAAACUGCAGGAGGCGCUUGAGUACGAGUCAAAAAGGCGGGAACAGGUGGAGCAGACUCUGAAGCAGGCAUCGCCGACAGACAGCCUCCGGACUCUCAACGACUCACUGACCCAGGACAUGGAGCCUGACCGCACCAGUGGCAGAGCAGAUGCUGAGAGGACAAUACAAGAUGGAAGGCUUUUUUUGAAAACAACAGUGAUGUACUGAGGCCGCGUUGUGGAGAAAGAAGAUCGAUCAGCGAAAGAUUCCAGAGGGCCUCCCACCUGGUCGACGUGACGACCGAGGCAACCUGCGUUACUUCUGGCUGUUCCUUGGACGUGCGUUUCAGCCGCAGACAGAAGGACGGUUGUGUCUAAAUGUAAAAUUAGAACUGUUUCUCCUACAGACACUGACAUCACAUAGUUAAUGGGAAACCAGGCCAGGCGUGUGUCCUGUGUUACAGGUAUGUGAGAAGGCUCGUGAUUCUGAAGGCUUAACGAUCGAGCACAGGUGACAGUACCAGGAUCAGCACUGGCAGUGAUAUUUCAAACAAUUACACAGCACUGAAGAUUUUUAUACUGUAUUUAAACCAGCGAGAAAGCUUUGAAAGAGGAAUCUGACUCAGAGUUUCAUGUUUUGUAUUCUUCAGUAAAAAUUAACUAUUAUAGUUAAAGUCCAAAAUUAUCACAAAAAAAGAAGAAAAAAAGUGAGCUUCUUAAAAAGUGGAUUUAACUAUAUGUUGAUAAAAGACACAACUAAUGUUUGAUUUAAAUGUUUUCUAAAUUAGAAGUAAAACAAUCCAACUUCCUUUUUACCAUUGUUGUAUAUACCAGAUCAGAAAUAAGGUUCACUCACUCUAUAAAAAAAAGAAGUUCAUUAAUAUGGUAUGUGUAUAUAAAUUUAAGAGAUGGUAUUGUGUAUGCAGUAGAUCUAUUAGAACAACAAUAGAAACAUUUAUAUUGAAUUUAUAGUAUCGUUUAUUUUCUUUCUGUUAAGCCAUCAUUCUAUCAAAUAGCUGCCAUCUUAGUUGAACGCAUGCAGGCAUGUAAAUGUUUGUCCUGGAGUUGCAACAAUUAAUUAAUUCUGUUUUCUGCUGAAAGCAUAUCUGGGGACGAUACAAUCAAAGUCCAGAGACGUGAGGUCCUGGCUUUCAGUCAUAGGUUUAUGGCUGUUUUUGUUUGGCUCUUUGUUGGCUGUUAUUUGUGUUGUGUAAGUAUGUCAUAUAGGUUUUUUUUCCCAGAAAUUACCUUACUUAUAAUUCAUUAUUAAGUUAAGGCCAUAUGGCUUUUGCAUAGUGUCACCCAAUUAAAUGUCUGAAAACAGCUGCUGUUAUUUUAUGUAUGUAUUUUUAAUGUUUUAGUUUCAAAAAGAGAACAUUGUGAGUGGUUAUGGCAAUAUUUGACCAUUUAUUCUCACAAUAGAACACUGCUGAUUUUAAUUCACCACCUUAAAACGACGUCCAGAUGUCCAUCAAUCAAGCCACCAUGAGUUUUGGCCUUGUCCACAUAUAAUGAUAUUACUUAUUGAUUAGUGAGUAAAUUUGGUGGUUUUUCUGUGUAACCCUUUUCUUUUUGUUCAUCUUGGUCCACGACAUAAAUCACCAUCCUCCUUGAUGUAGGUUUUAUGCAGACAUGCGUGUUUGAACAUGCAGGAGGUCUGGUCUUUGCUGUACGUUCUCUGUGUAAUGUAUUGUUGAAAAUGGAGUCCAAACAGCCAUGUGCUUUGAUUGAAUCUUCCCCUGAUGUAUCGAUUCAUCCCUUUGACCAACAGGGAGCUCAGCUGCGGUCUGUGUUUUCUCCUUGUGUACUGUUAGGGUGUUUCUUUGUGUAAAUCUAUCUAUCCAUCUCUCUCACCCUCUCUCUCACUCUCUCUCUCUCAGACACUCAGUCUUUCUUUCUCUUGCCGUUUCUCCCAAUUUCUCUCACUCUGUUUCUCCCCCUCUCUCACUCUCCCUCUCUCCCUCCCUCUCUGUUUCUCCCCCCUCUCUCACUUUCACUCCCUCUCUCUCUCUCUCUCUCUCUCUCUCUUUCUGUCUCUCAAGGAAUAAUUCCUCCUCGGUUCACAUCCUGUGCAGAUAACUGGAAAUAGGCCGAUGGCACAUACUGUUAAUAGAAAGUGUUUUUUCAAAUUAUCGGAAACGCGGAAUCUGAGUUGCCACUAAUCUAACACUUUUAACACACGGUUAUAAUGUUUUGAAACAAUGCGAAUGGGACACUUCAACACCUCACCUUUAAAAAAUAAAAAA
This is a messenger RNA of Anguilla anguilla (European eel), 4121 nucleotides long. Its product is annotated as dachshund homolog 1-like. The coding region runs from base 263 to 2104 and encodes 613 amino acids. The transcript has 11 exons. The record is from RefSeq and is a predicted model, not a curated record. NCBI's taxonomy places the organism in Eukaryota, Metazoa, Chordata, Actinopteri, Anguilliformes, Anguillidae.